This is a messenger RNA of Endocarpon pusillum Z07020, 1593 nucleotides long. RefSeq lists its product as uncharacterized. Gene Ontology annotation, cellular component: nucleus; nucleosome. Gene Ontology annotation, biological process: subtelomeric heterochromatin formation; regulation of transcription regulatory region DNA binding; DNA damage checkpoint signaling. Bases 1 to 1593 code for a protein of 530 amino acids. The transcript has a single exon. Lineage: Eukaryota; Fungi; Ascomycota; Eurotiomycetes; Verrucariales; Verrucariaceae. The record is from RefSeq and is a predicted model, not a curated record. Gene Ontology annotation, molecular function: histone binding; histone H3K79 methyltransferase activity.
AUGGGUCCUUUUGAUGGCAUGGUCGGCAAAGGCUUGAAGCCUCUUACGGCACAGAAGCAGAAAGUGCACUCGCAGACCAUCAAGACUGGCCCGACUACCACUUCAAAGCACAGAUCUCAGCCCGCUCAGUCCACUUCCAAACCUUCACCUCCUCUCUCCAACGGGCAAGGUAAGACUCUUAAUGGCAAUGCGCCCAAGCCGCAGAAGCAAGCAUCACCUGCGCAUUCCCGAAGCAAUGAACCAAAAGCACGUAUCAAAGAAGAGAAGAGGUCAUCUAGUUUGAAGAGGUCGUCACCAACAGUUUCCACGCCACGUUUCGAUUCGGACAAUAGCGACGAAGAUGCGGAAGUCAAAUCCAGCAAGCGAAGGAAGGUCGGAGAGGAUGCUUGCGUCGAUCUCAGCCGCCGUAUUCGAAACAUUCACUCGUUCUCGGUCCUCCAAGACUCGGGCGCUUUGCCAAUGAUCCAUGCAGCGGACGUUGCAAAUCUUGGCACCGAUGAGAAGCCGAAUCCCAACUAUGCAACCUUCUUUACGGCUUUGACAGGCGAUGAAGACGAGGCGCCGGUGAUUGAACUUCGGUACCCUAGCGUAUCGCACAAAGAGCGCUACCAAAUGGUGCAGGGCAAAGCAGGUGACGAUUUCAAGCCUCUGGACGAGAUCAUCCAUGUUAUCAGCACCGUGGCAGAAAAUUAUUUGCUACCUUCACAAGCAGAGCCAAUUACCAAUGAAUCAAGUGGCUUGUUGCGAGAUCUGAAGCGUGCUCGUCUCCGAGGGCACAAAGGUGAAGCUGGGGCUCAGUCGAAAUACGUGGCAGGGGUGGAAAAAUACAACGCUCUCUUAGAUUCGUUGAGCAAGGAUGGAUCGAUACAGAAAAACCUGGACGAAUUGCACUCUCUGAAACUUCCUCUGGUCGAAACGAUCCUUCAGCAAAUAUAUGCCCGCACCGUUUCUCCCCACAUCCACACUCUUCGUGCCUACGAAAAUGGUACAGACAAUGUGUACGGUGAACUGCUCCCACGAUUCUGCAGUACCAUCUUCAAGCAUACCAGACUCAACUCCUCUCACGUGUUCGUGGAUCUGGGCUCUGGGGUUGGCAAUGUCGUCUUACAAGCUGCUUUACAAAUCGGCUGCGAAAGCUGGGGAUGCGAAAUGAUGCCCAAUGCGUGCGAGCUGGCUGCUCUCCAACACGAAGAGUUCAUCGCUCGAUGUCGCCUCUGGGGCCUUGCACCCGGCGAAGUGCACCUCGAACGAGGCGACUUUCUUCAAAACGAGGCAAUCGGCAAGGCACUCAAAAAUGCAGAUGUGGUGUUGAUCAACAAUCAAGCCUUCACCCCGGCGCUCAACGACAAGUUGAUCAUGCACUUUCUCGACUUGAAGGAGGGCUGUCAGAUCGUCAGUCUCAAGAGCUUUGUCCCUCAUGGUCACAAGAUGCAGGCCAGGAAUAUGGGCAGCCCGAUUAAUGUUUUAGAUGUCAGGGAAUUGGAGUACUUUUCCAACAGCGUCAGCUGGACUGAUGCUCCGGGGAGGUGGUAUGUACAGACGAAGGAUUCGAGAAAGGUGGAGGCUUUCCAGCGGAAAAUGAAUGGUGCUUGA